Spirometra erinaceieuropaei is the source of this 441-nucleotide messenger RNA. Lineage: Eukaryota; Metazoa; Platyhelminthes; Cestoda; Diphyllobothriidea; Diphyllobothriidae. The record is from the annotation of a GenBank genome assembly.
AUGGCGCAGGUUCUGUCCGACGCCCAGCUGCUGGCUGAUGAGCUGAGCGGCAUGCCUGAAGGGAUCACUCAGGGUGGCACAGCGUUGGCUCGAGCUGCGGACCGGUUAGCUUCAAGGCCAGAUGGGUCCUUGUUGCAUUGCCGCAGUCAGCCAAUCGCGUCCCUGGCGAGGGUGCAACAUCUGCUGCGAAUGCGAGCCCUCGAGAAGCCCUGGUGGCGCCAGUGGCAAGAGGAAUGGCAAAAGGCGGUCUCCACUGGCGUCUUCUCCUCCCUCGCCAGGAUGCCUACCGACCUGCAGGAUCUGGAUGACAGCUACGAGGAGCGGGCAUUUGGAGUUCCGUCACGGCAGAUGCCACCUACCCUGCGGCGACUAAAGACGCAGAAGCUGCAAGAAGGCCAGUCAGCAUUGUUCCCCUCAGUUCGGCAGGGCCAUUCAGUGUAA